Molecule: messenger RNA, 639 nt
Organism: Fusarium musae
Lineage: Eukaryota; Fungi; Ascomycota; Sordariomycetes; Hypocreales; Nectriaceae
Exons: 2
Coding region: 1-639 (212 amino acids)
Source: RefSeq, a predicted model, not a curated record
AUGGAAGGCCAAGAUACCUUGCCGCCCGGCAGCAACCUGAGCGAGUCCGAGUCUCCCUAUCUCUUCAGCACCACCAAGAUCAUCUUUGGUGAUAACUCAAUGUACUGGGUUUCAACCCAUCUGUUGGAGAAAUAUCCCAAGUUCAGACUCUCCUACUACAGGGACGGAGAUUUCGUGAAGCUCAACUGGCUCAACAGCACCCAAACGGCUGGCUUCAUGAGAUAUUUACGCAAAGGAAAAUGGGAGAGCCGAAAGCCAGAGGACUUGAACAGACCACUGGACUACUACAACAGGAUGCAACAGUGUCUGUCGGUCCACUGCCUCGCUGUGAACUACGGAAUGUUCGAACUCUCUAGACUCACCAUUGGAGAAUUCUCCAGUAUGGCUAAUCGACUCUCAAUCUUCAAACUCGUGGAGAUGCUUCAAGAAGUCAGCUCGACACUUCAGAGCAACCAGACUGUUUCGACCGACUACUCCGACCAGCGAGCUACAAUGAGCGAGGAGGCCAGGAUGGCCGACCACAUCGCCAGCUUUCAAAGGCUAUCACUGGUCGAACAUCUGGAGAACGUCAUUUCUGCGGACGUGAGCGAGAUGAAGCGCGAGCUUCAACGGUACAAAGAGAGGUACGGACCUCUGUGA